Zygosaccharomyces rouxii is the source of this 1383-nucleotide messenger RNA. It is a transcript of the gene UBI4, whose product is annotated as ubiquitin. The record is from RefSeq and is a predicted model, not a curated record. Gene Ontology annotation, biological process: modification-dependent protein catabolic process; protein ubiquitination. Gene Ontology annotation, molecular function: protein tag activity; ubiquitin protein ligase binding. Gene Ontology annotation, cellular component: cytoplasm; nucleus. The coding region runs from base 1 to 1383 and encodes 460 amino acids. NCBI's taxonomy places the organism in Eukaryota, Fungi, Ascomycota, Saccharomycetes, Saccharomycetales, Saccharomycetaceae. The transcript has a single exon.
AUGCAGAUUUUCGUUAAGACUUUGACUGGUAAGACUAUUACCUUGGAGGUUGAAUCUUCUGAUACCAUCGACAACGUUAAGUCAAAGAUCCAAGACAAGGAAGGUAUUCCUCCAGACCAACAGAGAUUGAUUUUUGCUGGAAAGCAACUGGAAGACGGUAGAACUUUGUCUGAUUACAACAUCCAGAAGGAAUCCACUCUUCACUUGGUCUUGAGAUUAAGAGGUGGUAUGCAAAUUUUCGUCAAGACUCUAACUGGUAAAACUAUCACUUUAGAAGUCGAGUCUUCCGACACCAUCGACAACGUCAAGUCAAAGAUUCAGGACAAGGAAGGUAUUCCACCCGACCAACAGAGACUGAUUUUUGCUGGUAAGCAGCUGGAAGAUGGCAGAACACUAUCUGAUUACAAUAUCCAGAAGGAAUCUACUCUGCACUUGGUUCUAAGACUAAGAGGUGGUAUGCAGAUUUUCGUUAAGACUCUAACCGGUAAGACCAUCACUUUGGAAGUGGAAUCUUCUGAUACUAUCGACAACGUCAAAUCUAAGAUCCAGGACAAAGAAGGCAUUCCUCCAGACCAACAGAGAUUGAUUUUUGCAGGUAAGCAACUUGAGGAUGGCAGAACUUUAUCUGAUUACAACAUCCAGAAGGAAUCUACUCUUCACUUGGUUCUAAGACUAAGAGGUGGUAUGCAAAUUUUCGUUAAGACUCUAACCGGUAAGACUAUCACUCUGGAAGUGGAAUCUUCUGAUACCAUCGACAACGUCAAGUCCAAGAUCCAAGACAAGGAAGGUAUUCCCCCAGACCAACAGAGACUAAUUUUUGCUGGUAAACAAUUAGAAGACGGUAGAACUCUGUCUGAUUACAACAUUCAGAAGGAAUCUACUCUGCACUUGGUCUUGAGAUUAAGAGGUGGUAUGCAAAUCUUCGUCAAGACUCUAACUGGUAAAACUAUCACUUUAGAAGUCGAGUCUUCCGACACCAUCGACAACGUCAAGUCAAAGAUUCAGGAUAAGGAGGGUAUUCCUCCAGACCAACAAAGACUAAUCUUUGCUGGUAAGCAACUUGAGGAUGGCAGAACCCUGUCUGAUUACAACAUCCAGAAGGAAUCUACUCUGCACCUGGUUCUAAGAUUAAGAGGUGGUAUGCAAAUCUUUGUGAAAACCUUGACUGGUAAAACCAUCACUUUGGAAGUGGAAUCUUCUGAUACUAUCGAUAAUGUUAAAUCUAAAAUUCAGGACAAGGAAGGUAUUCCUCCUGACCAACAGAGAUUGAUUUUUGCAGGUAAGCAAUUGGAAGACGGUAGAACUCUGUCUGAUUACAACAUCCAGAAAGAGUCUACUCUGCACUUGGUUUUAAGACUAAGAGGUGGAGCUAUGUUAGUCUAA